AUGUCGCUCAAGGACAGAAUCUCGUCCCCUCUCGAGGCCGGUACCUCAAUCCUCGACGCUCACCAUCUGCCGCCUCACCUGGCACCAGCUCUCGAGCAUGUAUCCUCCCGUCUCGCUCGCAAGUCGCAGCACAUCACUCUUGUUGUUGCCCGUCGCGAUUAUCAACUUCCGUCUGUUGUGCCGCCGAAGGGUCUUCUGACUCCAACAACCCCCUCGCCUCUGUCUCCUGGUCUUCGCUUCAACUUCCAUCAGGGUCCUGUUUCUAGGCUCAGGUCGCUGGUUAGGAUAGGCUCUUCGGCAUCCCUUCGAUCGAUGGACUCGCCGCGAAGUGCGAUAUCUUCGCCUGGCCAGGUUCCUCCACUCGAAGUAUCCAGCCCCCGGCUCAGGUGGCCUCUCUCACCCUCGACACCCCUGUCGCCACCUCCCAUGACACCAUGUACCGGCUCGUCGACCACCACAGACACGAUGAGCUCUAUGAUGUCCGCAUCGUCGGGAUUUGGUAUGCGACUUAUUCAUACCAACGAACUUCAUCCAAGGUCCGAGAAGAUCCUCAACUCAGUCUUGGUCAAGACAGAGAAGAAAUUCUCUACUGGCCCUGAGUGGCUCGCACCGGCUGCUAGACCAGCUUCCUGUGGACUCACAAACCAACUCAUCCAUAGCUCCAUCAUCCAGAACGAGGUUCUCUUUUGCUCUGAAGGCCUCACCAUAUUAUCACUGGACAGGUUAUACAGCCUCAAGAGCGCCCUAUCCAGUUAUUCCAAGACGAAAUCCCACCUCCGACUCGAAGACGCCGUUGAUGAACUGCGGCGUAUCAUUUUGGCUACCAAUGGCGCAAAGGUUUCGAAAACGGCCAUCCUUCGAUCAUACGAUUGGCUCAGUGUGUCCAGCUCGGCCCUCGUCGACCUGGACCGUAUGUAUCGACGAGCGUAUGGAGGACCAGAGCAAUAUGGUGGCAUCUCAGGUCUCACAAGCUUUGCGGAACCAGCCAUCCAACCCAUCAGCGAUUCUCAAGAGCGCUAUAAAGAAGACGAGGUCGAGGAGUCGACAAUAGCCGUCGCAGUAAUGAAAGGGAAAACGCCAUCGCCGAAACCUUUACUCAAACUGCAGACGAAUUUCACUCCAGGGCCUAUUCUCAAACCCAAACCGAAGAAACCAGAGGCUUCCGCUCAAGUGCCCAUUCAGGUCCGAGUGGAAGAGGAGGAGGAAGAAGACGGUGAUCGAACAGCGCGACCAACCGAUCAGCUAUACUUCUCUAUACAAAAAUGGGAGCCGCCGUCAACGAUAGAUCAAGUCUUGACUGCUGGACCAAUCAAUCGAAGUGCUUUCAGUCCUCUCACACCAACACCCAUCAUGAGUCCAGGAUCAACAAGAUUUGGGCCUUUGACGCCUCACGACUAUGAGGAUAUAUCUCCCACCACGAGAGGAGAAUGGGGGUUCAUGCUGGCAGACAAUGCCUUCCAGAGUGGUCGAAAAGUUGGAGUGGAAACGUUUUGA
Molecule: messenger RNA, 1494 nt
Organism: Fusarium sp. VM40
Lineage: Eukaryota; Fungi; Ascomycota; Sordariomycetes; Hypocreales; Nectriaceae
Source: the annotation of a GenBank genome assembly